AUGGCAACAUCGACGGCAGAGACUCCAAAGAAAAAAGGUGAUUACAAUGCGUUGGGAAAAGCACUGUACAACGUUGUGUCUUUCUUUGAAGGCUACGACCAGCAGAUAUUGUCUAUGUGUAUGAGGGCUUUUGAAUUAACAUUAGGUUUUUCUCAGUCUCAGUUGUCGACGUUGGCAACCGUUUCUACCAUGUCACGUAUGGGCUGUUGCUUAAUUUGGGGAUUAUUGGCAGACACAAAUGAAUCGAGGUAUAUACUUGGAGCAGGUUUAUUAUUGAUGGGCAUGGCGUCAAUUUGUCUAAGUUCUGCGUCUCACUACAAAGUGUACAUGUACCUGCAGAUUGUCUUCUUGCGUUUCUUGCACGGGUUGGGAUUUGCCUGCGUUUACCCCGUGCAGCAAAAGAUUGUUGCAGAGUCAGAUGAUCCAAAGGAUUCAAAUGCAGUAGAGAAUCGAGGGAAUCAAACAAACAAGAAACCGAAGAGUAGUAGUAAAUUCACCAUCUUUCAGGCACUAAAUUGCAUUGGACGUCUAUUAUGUGCCGUCAUAACUACGAUUAUUGCACGCAAAGUAUUAUUGGGGUAUUAUGGGUGGCGCACUUCUUACGUUGUGUUGGGCUACAUUUGGAUAUUAUUUGCUAUUGGGAUUGUGUUUGGCAUGGUACUCAAAGAGAAUUCCACAGGUGCUAGUUCUACAGUGACUCCAAGCAGUUCAUACUCUGAAACAUCAGGUACAAGUUUUACCAAUAAAGUAUCUGGUGCUUUUUCAGAUGUAUUUAAGUGUAAGACAGCAGGGAUAUGUAUAUUUACAUUAUUCAUAGCUGAAGCACCUAUGUGCGCAUUUAAUUAUAUGACCAUAUAUUUGCAAUAUUUGGGAGUUUCUGACACAAUGGCGGGCGUUGCGAUCGCAGUUACAUUAAUUGGUGGCGCAGCGGGAAGUGGUGCAGGUGGAGAAAUCAUAAAGAAAAUAGCGGAUGAAGCGGGCAAUUAUGUUGAACUGGGUUCUGGAAUCGCAGUGAUGGUCGUUCGACUGGUUGUCUGUCUCUUAUUCUUUUUGGGGAAAGCACCAUGUGGUAAGCUACUUUGGUAUCACUACGUGGAAUUGGCGACGCUGGGUGGGACAUUAGUAACCGUUGGUGGCGUCGAUAGGGCUAUUAUGAAGGACGUCAUUGAUAACAAGAAUCAGGGCACAGCAGCUGCCAUCAUUCGAACAAUAUCAGGCAUUUCAAGUAGUGUAAUUCUCUACCAGGUUUCCGCAUAUUUGACUGAGAGUUUGUUUGGCUACGUACCCUCUAGAGAGUCGUUUGAAACAAUGGCCACGGAUAUUAAAGAGAGAAAUGCCGAGGCCUUGAGGAAAUCGAUGAUGUACAUUAUUUUGGCAGGCACAGUGCUCAACGUUGUUUGUUAUAUUGCAAUGUGUUUUACGUAUAAAGAUGACAGAAAAAGUAAACAGACGCCGAAUAAAAUAUAA
Messenger RNA from Babesia bigemina, 1467 nucleotides. RefSeq lists its product as hypothetical. Bases 1 to 1467 code for a protein of 488 amino acids. Gene Ontology annotation, cellular component: membrane. Lineage: Eukaryota; Apicomplexa; Aconoidasida; Piroplasmida; Babesiidae. Gene Ontology annotation, biological process: transmembrane transport. The record is from RefSeq and is a predicted model, not a curated record. The transcript has 2 exons. Gene Ontology annotation, molecular function: transmembrane transporter activity.